Molecule: messenger RNA, 943 nt
Organism: Durusdinium trenchii
Lineage: Eukaryota; Dinophyceae; Suessiales; Symbiodiniaceae
Source: the annotation of a GenBank genome assembly
AAAACAGCUGAUUUGCACCUUUACCACGCCGUAUCAUGGCGGCUGCGAUGGGCCACUGUAUACACGGUGUAGAUGAUGAGUACCUUGACAUGGAGGAUCUCUUCGAAACAAUAGAACCUCCGGAACCAGAGGAAGGAACUGCUCCACGUGGAUGGACGAUCCGGAGGCUACGAGACUUGGUCUCUAUGAAUGUAUCACAAGCUUCGGGUGGAUCAGGAUCAUAUCCAGCCACAUGUCAGCAAGUUGCAGCUGAUCAGCGGUGCAAGUCAGAUGGCUCCCCACUGGAGGCCAAGCAGGAGACCAAGAAGGCAGCGAAGGCCCUUCGAUUUCAGGAAUCUGCAGACUUCAUGUCCCCGAUGUCGCAUUCCUCGCGCUUGUCGCAUUGUACAUCUUCCUCGCUGUCCUCACCAUCCUCCCCUGGCUUGCCCACCAAAAACGUCGUGUCAAACUGGUCGAUGGACUCCAGUGAACAGCAGUUAGAGGAGGAAGAAGACCGAAAGCUGCAGCUCUCCAUGGAGGCUGCUUCGGCCAAACGGGAGAAGGAAAAGAAAAAGUUUAGCGUUGCAUGCGUCCGCAGCCAGGAACCGCCCCCGCUGGAAAGAAUAAGGCCAGAAAUGUCGAAGCUAUGGAAUCGCAGGGCAAGAAACACCUCUGAAGAUGACUGCAGCAGUUUGUCGACGCGUUUGCCUCAAGGUGGCCGCAUUUCGCUUUGAUGUUCCUGAGAUGCCCACUGCAAGCUCGGGCGAGGCACUUGCACUUGGCUGAUGCUUGCUCUACGCCACAGUUCCUGCGUUCUUUUCAAGCCACCCUUGGCUGCUGCACAUGCCAAAUCGUCAAGACACCCGAAACUUAGAACUGACUCCACCGGCCGCCGGCACCUAGUCACUUUCAUAAAUAUUGAUGACGCUCACAUCAGGGUGGCUUAAUGCUCCGCCAAGACAGC